Messenger RNA from Nematocida homosporus, 1293 nucleotides. Its product is annotated as ectonucleoside triphosphate diphosphohydrolase 5/6. The transcript has a single exon. The record is from RefSeq and is a predicted model, not a curated record. Gene Ontology annotation, molecular function: nucleoside diphosphate phosphatase activity. Lineage: Eukaryota; Fungi; Microsporidia. Bases 1 to 1293 code for a protein of 430 amino acids. Gene Ontology annotation, cellular component: membrane. Gene Ontology annotation, biological process: nucleoside diphosphate catabolic process.
AUGCAAGUAUGGGUUCGGAUUGGAUUCGGAUGGCUUAGUCUUGGCUUAGUAUUUAGUGUGGGUAUUGGUGGUGGUGUAGUGCAGGCGCAGAAGAAUGAAUUGCAGUUGGAGUUGCAGGAGAAUAUUGAGGCAUUAGGGAGUGAAAUAAGUCGGUUACAACGGGUGCAGAAAGGGUUGCAGCUUAUCUAUGAGAAGAUUGGAGUGAAAGAAGGACUGAGUAAACCGGGCCAGAAUCAGGACCAGUUUGUGGCGGUCUUUGAUGGAGGGUCGACGGGCACGCGGUUGAAUAUCUAUCGUUUUGAUGCUAAAGGUCUUGAGUUGAAGAAACACGUUCUGGAGAGUGUUUCUCCUGGGAUACACCAGAGUGCUAGUCCGAUGAAGGAUAUUGAGACUUUGCUGGCUCGGGGUAGGUCUUUCUUGGCGAGUCAAGGGCAUAGUGAGCAGUAUGAUUUUCCGGUGGUGUUUAAUGGGACGGCUGGUUUGCGGCUGGUGGAGUUGAAACAUCGGGAACGAGUUUUGGCGGAAGUGAAGGAGGCUUUAGUUAAGGCGACCAAGAAAAAGGAUAUUGAGGUGCGGGUAAUUGAUGGGAAGGAAGAAGGGUUUUAUGCUUGGGCGGCUUUGGCUUUUGCGACUAAAUCAAAAGAUAAGAUAGCAAUUAUUGACUUGGGCGGUGGAUCGGCCCAAAUUUCUUUUGAAAUUGAUCGUGACUUGCAAUCUUCCCAGGACGGAAUAGUGGAGGGAAAGAAGAAGAAGGUUCUUUCUAAGUCGUUCUUAGGACUGGGUUUGGUGGCUGGCUUGGAGCAGGUGCACCGGCUGGAUACGCAGCAAGUGUGUGCUUGGGGGGAGAAGACGUUUGAGCUGACGGCAUGUAAACGUCAUAUGAAAGCUUCUUUAUCUUCCAUGAUUUUGGAAAAGACCGGUGGGAAAGAGAUUGCGCCGGGUAUUUCACAAGUUAGCACGGUCUUUGUUUCGUCGUUCAUUUCGGAGAUUCUUCAUGAGUUCAAUACCCCGAGUAAUAUUCAGUUUAAGGAUAUUAAGAGUCUCGUUGAUUCGGUUUGUGUAGUUAAGAAGUCUGGCGCGACAGGUUUAGAGCUUGCUUUAAGUCCCAUGUCUGCCCAGGCUGUACCUACGGUUUCAACACCUCCACCAUCUCUUAAGUGCCCCACUGUAAUAUAUGCGUCUAUGUUUAUGGAGAAUCUUGGUGUGGGCCUUUUCACUCCGAUCAAAGAUGCCUCGCUGAUUCCAGUGGAUAUUAGUUGGUCACUCGGCCGGGCUCUUUCUCUUAUCGAAUAA